Capsicum annuum is the source of this 1276-nucleotide messenger RNA. Its product is annotated as protein-lysine N-methyltransferase EFM3. Gene Ontology annotation, biological process: protein methylation. Bases 83 to 904 code for a protein of 273 amino acids. Gene Ontology annotation, cellular component: nucleus. Lineage: Eukaryota; Viridiplantae; Streptophyta; Magnoliopsida; Solanales; Solanaceae. The transcript is spliced from 8 exons. The record is from RefSeq and is a predicted model, not a curated record. Gene Ontology annotation, molecular function: protein methyltransferase activity.
AAAACCACACAUUUAGAUUUGUCGCUGCAAACCAAUCAUUAAACAUUGAAGCCGAAGCCCAUGAAAUUGGGAAUUGAAAGAGAUGGUCCAAAAGAACAAAAUUCAAGUGACAGGAGCGCGCUUGGCAACUGAGCGCGGUUGUGGGCCGUGGGGCAAGAGGAAGACAGAAACCAGCAUCACCACCAUGAGUACUGAAGAAGAAGAUGAUAUGGUGUGCUUGGAUGAAUCUUUCUUCAUCAAUGACGAUUACCAGAUUACUGAUUUUACAUUUGGCCCUCAUCUUCUUCACCUUUACUGCCUCCAAUCUUCUUCAACUGAUUUUGAUUUGACAGGACAGUUGGUGUGGCCUGGGGCAGUUCUGUUGAAUGAUUAUCUUACAAAGAAUGCUAACAUGCUCCAAGGAUGUUCUUGCAUCGAACUAGGCUCUGGUGUUGGUUUAACUGGAGUACUCUGCAGUAGAUUCUGUCGUGAAGUAGUGAUGACAGAUCAUAACGAUGAAGUUCUCAAGAUUCUGAAGGAAAACAUAAAGCUGCAGGAAUCUUCAGAUGAUUCUAUGUGUUGUACAGAAUUAAAAGCUGAGAAGCUGGAAUGGGGAAACUCUGAUCAGCUGAAUUGCAUAUUACAGGGGCAUCCAGAAGGAUUUGAUUUAGUCCUCGGAGCUGACAUCUGUUUUCAGCAGGCAAAUGUUCCUUUGCUUUUUGAUACUGUUGAGCAGCUACUUAAAGAUCGUGACCAGAGCAAAUGCAAAUUUAUUUUGGCCUAUGUUUCACGAGCAAAAGUCAUGGAUGCUAUGGUCAUCAAUGAAGCAAUUCGGCAUGGUCUGCAGAUAAAUGAAGUUUCUGGGACUCGGCGUAUUAUCAAGAAUCUUGAAGGAGUUAUAUUUGAGAUUACAACUAAUCACUAGAGUUGGCAAUUGAGAAUGAAAUUUCUUCAGGACCAUUUGAUUGGAAAACUAUACACGUUUUAAGGAGCACAGAGAAAAUAUUACUGAGUCAACAUUCAACAGCACAGAAAGCUCUUAUAGCCGUCAAAACCGUGAUUUUCUGUCUAAUUUUGACAUUCUAGGCAACAAAAGAGAUGCACCAAGUCCUCAAAGACUCUUGUAAUGUACUUUUUUCCCUUUAUAGCUCUUCUUUUGUCCAACGGAAACAGCCUCCCUAUCCUAGAAAGGUGGGGAUAAGGUCACAUUGGGUAUUGUAGGCUUCUUUUGAUUUGUUUUCAAACUCUAUUUUGAAGCAAGUCGCUUUUGGUAAUUUAAGCCUUUUGUUUUGGAUCA